Molecule: messenger RNA, 1558 nt
Organism: Temnothorax curvispinosus
Lineage: Eukaryota; Metazoa; Arthropoda; Insecta; Hymenoptera; Formicidae
Product: insulin-degrading enzyme-like
Exons: 7
Coding region: 296-1558 (420 amino acids)
Biological process (GO): peptide catabolic process
Cellular component (GO): cytosol; mitochondrion
Molecular function (GO): metalloendopeptidase activity; metal ion binding
Source: RefSeq, a predicted model, not a curated record
CGUAUUUUCCAAAAGAAAAUCCAUACUCAAAAUAACUCCGGUAUCAAUUUUAAAUUAACAAUCAAAAUUUAAUACGUGGCAUUAGAUUUCGCGGAUUCCAAGUUCGUUAUGUACAAAUUCGAUAAUAAUAACGGACCCGUUAUGUGCAAACAAACAUUUGAGAUGUACAGCAAAAUAACAUUUGGAUAUGUAAACACAAACAUAUACAUAUAACACAGUCACAUAGCCUAAUCUUCAGUACUCUUGCGUUUCUCUUAAAAGCAUCUUAAAGACGAUCGUCGAAAUCGAAGCAAGCAUGGCAACUGAGUACAAUUACGGUAAUUGGUGCUUCACGCUAAAGAAUAAAAUGAAAGUGAUAUUAAUAAAUAAUCACAACGUCUCUAAUAAGUUUUCCGUUGCACUGGAUAUUCACAUCGGUAGCUUUGCCGAUCCAAAAAAUUUUCCAGGAUUGGCGAACUUGUGUCAACAAAUGAUAAUUUGGGGAACAACCGCACAGUCCAACAGGUUUCAGAAACUUUUAUAUAAAUAUAACGGCGAUAUCUCCUUAACAACAUCAUCAGAGCAUACUACCUAUUAUUUCUACUUCUAUACAAAGGACUAUGAUGUUGUUGAGCAAAUCUUAGAGCGCUUUGUUCAGCUCUUCAUUUCAACUCCUUCCUUCAAUAACGCUUGUAUCGAAGAAAGGAUAAGGAUAAUGGAUUCAAAGUUAAAAAAAGAAUUGCAACAUAAUUGGUUUCAAUAUUUUGAAAGGUCUACGAUCAAUUCCGCUCAUCCUUAUUCAAACUAUGGCUUGUGCAAGGAAAAAAUAUUGACGGAAAUGUCUAUAGAAAACAUCAAAUUCACGUUACUCAAUUUCAUUUUGACAUAUUACUCCGCUAAUAUCAUGACACUAGGCAUCACGAGUAAUUAUGCAGGUGGAUUUGAACGGAUGGUAGACAAAGUAUUCUCUGAAAUACAGAACUCGGAAAUUAAACUUCCAAAAUAUUUUACGCCAUUUACGGAUCGAUUUUGCACUGUAUGGUAUAUUGCUCCAAAAAGUGAUACCAAGAAUUUAAUGAGACUUGCAUUUCCUUUGCCGAAUGUAGAAGAAGAUUGUUGGCGCAGGGCUGUAAAUUGUAUUAGCUUUUUUCUGGAAUAUGACAACGAAAAGUCACUAUUGGGUACAUUAAAGGCCAAGAAUUGGUGUAACGGUAUCUCUAUUAGUGCAUGUCAAGAAGCCAGAAAUCUAAAUUUUUUCCAUGUCGUUUUCACGUUGUUGCCAGAAGGAUACUGCAGGCAUACCUCUGAUAUUGUUCAAUUAUUUUUUGAAUAUCUUAAGUUAUUCAAGACUAAGUACUUAAACUUACCGAACCGUCGAUUUAUUAAAGUACUAAACAAUCUUGAACUAACUAGUUAUGUCCCUAUAACGUAUCAUGGGUAUUUGGGAAAGGUAAUUUCUACAAUAAUGCACUUGAAAGUUCUACCGGAAGAGUUCGAAACCCUCAAGAAGAAGAACAUAUUAUCGGAAAAAUCCUGGCCGCAUAAUGAAGUAUUAAAAGCAAGUACUUAUAAGAUUUAA